CAAGGCAUCUUCAUCUGUGUAACACUAUGGCUUUAAACUCAGGUCCAAUUGCGGGGAAAGGCUCUCUUUCAGGAAUCAGCCUUGAUUAACCCCGCCCUUGAUCCUGCCAAGGCCCCGACCGCAGCAUGUCUGUGGCCAGAGCGCCCAAGCGAUCGGUGGAAUGGGUCUCAGUUUAGAGCCCUACCGGUAGUGCCGGUACAAGUACAGUAAGAGCACUACCGGUACGAGUACUGUGCUCGUACCGGCAGUACUCGAGUACACUUAUUGCCGGCCAGAGAAGGAUACUUUCCAGAUCUCUCUUCACCGGAUUUCUUGGGCGCGGCACCCCACGGACUAAGGGAUAAUAAACCAUACCGGCUGGAACACCGCAAAGCCUUCUCCCAUCAUUCCCUCUCCUUUCCCGCCUUUCCCGCCUUUCCCGCCUUCUCCCACGCCUUCCAGUUAUUGCCCCAUUACUCGUACGCUAUCGCCAUGCUGCCAAUGCCGCGGUAGCUUGAAAACAAACACUUCAGGCCACGAAAGGCGCAUCAUUUUGGUUGCGAUACUCGCAGAAAGAAAUCAAUGAGAGCCGCGCUAUUGAUAAUGGCGGCGCCCUUCGCGGGCUACCGAUUUCCAUUCCCUGCGUUCUUGCUUGAUUGUUUGCCGGGCUGCUUUUCUAAUAUCGUGCCUCUGGCAAAGAGGGUUGAUCAAUUUACUGAUCAGGUAGUCCCGCCAGGCACCCCCCGCCCCGGAACCCACAGGCUGCUGUAUUACAAGUACCACUACCGGUACUCUACUGUACGAGUACGGGUGCUGGGAAGAUUGACUAGUGGCGGGAAAGCUUGGUGCUAGCGAGAUGAGGUCACUGUUCUUGCGGAUAUGUUGGUAUAUUUGAUGAGACUGCUUGUCGGUGUUAGUGCCGGGGAGAGAAAAAGUACUUGGGCGGAGAAGGGGGGAUUGGAGAGAUAUAAGUAGAUCUGAAGGUCUCAAGCCGUGGAGAAGACACCACCGCACUGUUAAUAUACGGCUCGCGAUGUUUUCCAGGCUGUCUAUCGUUUCAAUGGCUUUUGUAGCCGCGCUGUGUGGUGCGGUUCCGGUUGAGGAGAGAAAUGGUAAACAUGUUUAUCCCGGGUGGGACAAAUUGAAGUACCUUUUCUUCUUGUACGUUGAUCCUACCAUUACUACUUGAUGGGCUUGUGGCUGAUUUUUCCGGGGAUGAAGUGGUGAUUCUUACACUACUACGGGCUUCAACCUGACCAAUGGCUCGCCACUACCAGGUUCCGGAAACCCGAUGGGAAACCCGCCUUGGCCGGGGUUCACUUCUGCGAAGCAUGCGAUCCUUUUCUUACUUAGCUUGAAUGAUAGUGAGUCUAACAAAAAAAACAGUGGCCCGAACUGGGCAGGAUACUUAACAACCACAUUCAAUAGAUCCGAAUUAUUAGCCUACAACUUUGCCUACGGUGCCCUCCCCGCCACCCAGCCCGCUGAACAAACGAGUAUAAUAAGCAAAACGCUAACAAUCCCCAGGCGGUGCAACCGUAAAUUCGGCCCUCGUGAAGCCCUAUCUCCCAACCGUCCUCUCCUUCGCCGAGCAGGUCCAGACCCUCUUCCUCCCAAAUCUCUCCCCCGAAUCCCCCGCCUCGCCUGCCCCUGCCUGGGAGUCCGAAAAUUCCCUCUUCCUGGUCUGGAUUGGUGUGAACGACGUCGGGAACAGCUACGAGAAUGGCGACUACGCCAAUUUCCACGGGAUCCUGAUGGAUGAGUACUUCCGCAUUCUGGAGGAAUUAUACUGUGCUGGUGCUAGGAACUUUUUGCUCCUAAAUGUGCCUCCCAUUGAGCGCAGCCCGCUCACAAUCGGACGAGGGGACCAGGCAGUGUCCUCGGAGCGGGAGGCGCUGGAGAGCUAUAAUCGCGCGUUGGAGGAUGGAUUGUGUGGGUUCAAGAGGAGCCAUACGGAUGUUCACGGGGAUGUUUUUGAUACCGCUGAGGUAUUUACCAGGAUUUUGGAUGGGCCGGAACGGUAUGGUAUCAAGAACACAACGGCAUUCUGUGGGCGGUAUAGAGGGUAUAAAACCUCCCUCCCCCCCCCUGCGGUUCCUUCCGGGCUUCUGAAUCGCCGUUAACGAGAGCAGCGGAACGCCGGAGUGGGACACCUACUACCCCGAAUGCGGCAUCAAAGUCAGUGAGUACUUUUGGUUGGACUCCUUGCACCCCACGUGGCCGGUGCACAAAGUCCUCGCGGAGAAGAUUGCGGAGAGCUUGUAAUCUGCACCUCGUGAUGUGAGAGAGGAGCAUCGCGCAGUUUGUAGACCGUACCGCAUUCUAGGGGUCGCGGAGUAGUAUAACUUGACUUGUAUAAUUACCUACAAUUAUAAUUAUCGUAUCGAUUGAUAUGGUAUAUUUGCGGACCUUUAGUCGUUUGAGGGGGUCUAACCCAGGUUUGCAUUUGGCUCUCGUGAUACGGUAUCAUACAGAGCACGAGAAUGAGGAAAGGAUUCCUGUCAAUUGAUCCGCCGCAUUCACUAAAUUGCCGUACUGUAUGAUACAAGUAGUACCCUAUGCCGUCGUUCGGGAAAUGAUAAUUACCGGUACUUGCGCCGUAGAAGAAAGAAAGAAAAAAGAAAAAAAAAACAUCUUGAAACCCACUAUCUCCGCUAGCCUUGUUAAUCUCCGGAUCUCCGAGUCAAAACCUCCCUUUAGAAGUA
Tuber aestivum (summer truffle) is the source of this 2684-nucleotide messenger RNA. The record is from the annotation of a GenBank genome assembly. Lineage: Eukaryota; Fungi; Ascomycota; Pezizomycetes; Pezizales; Tuberaceae.